This is a messenger RNA of Fusarium odoratissimum NRRL 54006, 1641 nucleotides long. RefSeq names its product mitochondrial import inner membrane translocase subunit tim-17. The transcript is spliced from 2 exons. Gene Ontology annotation, biological process: protein import into mitochondrial matrix. Gene Ontology annotation, molecular function: transmembrane protein transporter activity. Gene Ontology annotation, cellular component: mitochondrial inner membrane; TIM23 mitochondrial import inner membrane translocase complex. Bases 306 to 764 code for a protein of 152 amino acids. The record is from RefSeq and is a predicted model, not a curated record. NCBI's taxonomy places the organism in Eukaryota, Fungi, Ascomycota, Sordariomycetes, Hypocreales, Nectriaceae.
CUGAGAGCUUGUUCUGAGUCCAGCUUUAGAUUCCAUCCUCUUCGCCUCAUCUUCAGACUGGAGUGAUUAAUAACUGGUCAAGAUGGAAGCUUCGAGCUGCCGAGGCCGGUUUAAACCGUUAUCGAUACUCGGAUAAUCCAACAGCCGCCACCGAAAAAUUCACUCGUUGCGCGAUUCAAGGCCCGGUCGGCCGCAACCUUUUACGGCGACCUCACAUUUUUCAAAUCCAAACCUCGCCGUCAUCAGCCUCGUCCUCGAGCCCUUGCACUCCCCCUCCAUUACAGCUUUAAUACACAUAAUCAGUCAUGGAUCACGGACGAGACCCUUGCCCUUGGGUCAUUCUUAAUGACUUUGGUGGUGCCUUUUGUAUGGGCGCUAUCGGUGGUACUAUCUGGCAUGGAAUCAAGGGCUUCCGCAACUCUCCCUAUGGCGAGCGACGCAUUGGCGCCAUCACAGCCAUCAAGAUGCGCGCCCCGGUUCUCGGUGGUAACUUUGGUGUCUGGGGUGGUCUCUUCUCAACAUUCGACUGCGCUGUGAAGGGUGUUCGCCAGAAGGAGGAUCCCUACAACGCUAUUAUUGCUGGUUUCUUCACUGGUGGCUCUCUCGCCAUCCGAGGUGGUUACAAGGCCGCCCGAAACGGUGCCAUCGGUUGUGCUGUUCUUCUUGCCGUCAUCGAGGGUGUCGGUAUUGGUUUCUCCAAGAUGCUUGCUGGUAGCACCAAGCUAGAAGCUCCUCAGCCUCCACCUCAGGAGGCUACUCUGUGAGCCAGCAUCUGACGAAAUGAAAUACUAUGAUCCAUAAACGACGAUCGAACAACCUUCGACUCCUCCACUCUCAACUCCACCACGACGACCAACAAAUUCUCCGGGCCGGGCUUUUGAAGAGCCAUGCCUCUUGUAUUUUAAGCACCAAUAUCACCAUCACCACGAACAAAAAUCUGGCAGACGUUUUAAUCCUUUCAAUUCGCAUCGGGUCGGCGUUCCAUGUAUAAUAGAACAAGAUAUCGGAAGGGUUUCGGGAAGGUGGAAUCUGGUUUAGCGAUGGAGUUGCCAUACUUCUUGCGAAUACAGACUAACUUAUGUCUGAUGAGGGAAAAGAGAGCGAAUGUGCAUUAUACCAAGCGAUGGAGAGAAACUUGGGAGUGCACGUGGACUGGCAGGUCCAAGAGAUAUAGGAAAGGGAAAUUCCUGCUGCUGAUGCUUAUGCUACGUUUGUUUAUCGCGGAUUGGGUACAGAACGAAUAUAAAUGACAUUCCUGUUCCACUCUAUGGUCAUUCGUAUUGCUUUCGCUUGUCUAUAGGUCGUCCGACGGCUCAUUGCUAAAGAUACUCAUUUGGGGGUUUCCCUCGUCAUCAAUCCAGGCUCGAAACAUGCCUCCACAGUUGAAAUCCAUUAGGAUUUCAGACCGAGUCUCAAUGACUUGACCAUGCGAAUCACGAACGACAACACUCUCGAUGCCAAUGAUGCCGCCUUCACCCUCACCUGUCCGGCGCCAUCUAUCGCCCGCACUUCUUUGCAGCUCUCCGCCUGGGCCUGCAAUAUGGGUCACAGCCUUGGAACCUGACUCUGGUUUCCACCUCGCCAUAGCUGUAAGGGUUCGUAGCGCAUUUGUCCUCAGAAAGGAAUCGCCGUUGCCAGUUC